CGACCCUUAUAAAGCGCGGGGUCCGCGGGGCCUGAGGCCCAGCUCCGCCAUUGUCUGCGUCGCCAGCAUGCCACCCUACACCAUCGUCUACUUCCCCGUUCGAGGGCGCUGUGAGGCCAUGCGCAUGCUGCUGGCUGACCAGGGCCAGAGCUGGAAGGAGGAGGUGGUGACCAAGGAGACUUGGAUGCAGGGACAGCUCAAGGCCUCUUGUCUGUACGGGCAGCUCCCCAAAUUCCAGGACGGGGACCUCAGCCUGUACCAGUCCAACGCCAUCCUGCGGCACCUGGGCCGCUCCCUGGGCCUCUACGGGAAGGACCCUCGGGAGGCGGCGCUGGUGGACGUGGUGAAUGACGGCGUGGAGGACCUGCGCUGUAAAUACGGCUCCCUCAUCUAUACCAACUACGAGGCUGGCAAGGAAGAUUACCUGAAGGCACUGCCUGGGCACCUGAAGCCCUUUGAGACCCUGCUGUCCCAGAACAAAGGGGGCCAAGCCUUUAUCGUGGGCGACCAGAUCUCCUUUGCCGACUACAACCUGCUGGACCUGCUGCUGAUCCACCAAGUGCUGGCUCCCAGCUGCCUGGACGCCUUCCCCCUGCUCUCCGCCUACGUGGCACGGCUCAGCGCACGGCCCAAGCUCAAGGCCUUCCUGGCCUCCCCGGAGCACGCCAACCUCCCCAUCAACGGCAACGGGAAACAGUGAGGGCCGUGGGAGCCUUGGGUGGCCGUGGGGGCCACCUGCCUGCCUUUCCUGGCCCACCACCAGCCAGUGCUGUCAAGACACUUCCCCUUCGAAGGGACCCCCGUCCAAGAGGGCAGAACUGCUCCCGGGUUUCUCAGGCUGUCAAUCUUUAUGGAAACCCGACUGCCCCAUCUUUCUCCCUUUGGGGAGCUGGUGGGUUUGAACCGCUGAGUUUUCAGGUUAGCACCUGAGUGUGUAACCUGCGGUGCCCCCGGGCUCCUUCUCCUCCCUUUCCUGGAGCAAUAAAAGUUGUCUGAGAA
Messenger RNA from Echinops telfairi (small Madagascar hedgehog), 999 nucleotides. RefSeq names its product glutathione S-transferase P. Lineage: Eukaryota; Metazoa; Chordata; Mammalia; Afrosoricida; Tenrecidae. Gene Ontology annotation, cellular component: cytosol. The transcript is spliced from 7 exons. Bases 68 to 700 code for a protein of 210 amino acids. Gene Ontology annotation, molecular function: glutathione transferase activity. Gene Ontology annotation, biological process: glutathione metabolic process. The record is from RefSeq and is a predicted model, not a curated record.